Messenger RNA from Anisakis simplex (herring worm), 1809 nucleotides. NCBI's taxonomy places the organism in Eukaryota, Metazoa, Nematoda, Chromadorea, Rhabditida, Anisakidae. The record is from the annotation of a GenBank genome assembly.
AUGAAUUAUUGGUGGAGGAAUUAUUCUUCGUCAUUCUCGUUUGUUUUAUUGUUGGUGACUUUGGUGUGUGCUAAAGAUGAAGAUGCACCAUCUAAGCCGUCGUACGUAGCUCCAAAAUUCAUCAGACCAACAGUUGUGGGCAAUCCAUUAUUAGUGGAUUGGUUUGAAGAUUCGGGCGCUCUCAAUAAGAAAUGGGUUCUGUCGCGUGGCAAGAAGGAUGAUGUUGAGGACUCUAUCGCAAAAUACAAUGGUGUUUGGGAAAUAGGCUCACCGUCGAAGAAGGUGAUCGAUGGUGAUAUGGGUCUGAUAGUCAAAACACAAGCUCGACAUCACGCGAUCGCAGCUCGCCUCAGAAAGCCAUUCGACUUCAGUAAGGAGAGCAAGCCGAUGGUGGCACAAUACGAAGUGAAGUACGAGGAUGGACAAGAGUGUGGCGGUGGUUACUUGAAGGCCUUAACGAUUGGUAUCGAGAGUAAACUGCACGAAUUCACCGAUAAAACACCGUACACGUUCAUGUUCGGACCUGACAAAUGCGGACAAGAUGCGAAAGUUCAUUUUAUCGUCAGAAUAACGAACCCGAAAAGCGGCGCCGUCACUGAACAUCACGCAAAACAACCAUCAAAAUCACUCACGUCCUACUUCGACGAUCGUCACACUCAUCUCUACACACUGAUCAUCAAGCCAGAUGAUACCUUCCAAGUCCUUGUCGACAAUUCCGAAAUCAUGUCCGGUAGUCUGCUAACCAAUCUUGAACCAUCAAUCACUCCGCCGUUGACAGUCGAUGAUCCGGACGAUAAAAAACCAGCGGAUUGGGAUGAACGAGAGAAAAUCGAUGAUCCAGAUGCGAAGAAGCCGGAUGAUUGGGAUGAAGAUGCGCCGAAAGAGAUCGAAGAUAAGUCAGCCGAAAAACCAGAGGAUUGGUUAGAGUCCGAGCCGGUUCAUAUACCGGAUCCGAAAGCGACGAAACCAGCCGAUUGGGACAGUGAGUUGGACGGAGAGUGGGAAGCGCCGUUGAUUCCUAAUCCGGCGUGUGAGGGACACAGUGGUUGUGGACCAUGGAAACGACCGAUGAUCGUCAAUCCUCAGUAUAAGGGUAAGUGGACAGCACCACGCAUCGCGAAUCCAAAUUAUAAAGGCAAGUGGCAACCACGUCAAAUCGAGAAUCCGAACUAUUUUGUAGCGGAGCCGUACAAGCAGUUGUCACCUAUAUCUGCGAUCGGUAUUGAACUGUGGACCAUGAGUGAGAAUAUUAUCAUUGAUAAUAUGUAUAUCGGUGACAGUAUUGAUGGUGCCGCAAACUUUGCCUCACAAACAUUCACUAUUAAGCACGCUCAGGAAGAGGCGUACGAGAGUGCAAUGUCACCGGAUGAAGGCGUUGUGAACUAUUUGUUGAAUGCGACCGAGGAACGUCCUUGGUUAUGGGCAGUCUACGUAUUGUGUGUGCUCAUACCGGUCAUCAUCAUUGCUCUCGUCUGUUUCCGUCGUGGUAAAUCAACGCCGAGUGAUGCUGACUACAAGAAAACUGACGAGCCACAACCAGAUGAUGAGGUACCGGAUCUAGUUGGUGAUGAUGAUGAGGAUGAGCGUGUGUCGAAUGAGAAGGAGGCAGAUAAGGAAUCUGGCUCGGAGACUAGGGAACGUUCUAAAUCUCCUUCUCGCCGUCGUUCCGAAUCUAAAUCCCCAUCCCGUAAACAGAAGACAACCAACACUGAUGAUCUCGAUAAGGAGGAAGAUGGUAUUGCUGAUGAUGCGGUUGCGGGAACGAGUUCACCGAAAGGAAAACGUGUUCGUCAGAGGAGACAAGAUUAG